AUGCGACAAAAGCGCAGCACUGGAACCUGCUGUUUGUUCUUGCAGUCAGACCACACCUGUAGCUUCAUUCUCUGCGGGUAUGUAGGAAGCUUUAGAAAUUUACACACCUGCUGUGAAAUACCAAAGGUGCUUGGAAGUUCUGGUAAAACAUACACGUGUCUGGCUUCUUGUCAUUACUGUUCAUGUCCUGCAUUUGCCUUCUCAGUGCUACGGAAGAGUGACAGCAUCCUGUGCAAGCAUCUCUUGGCAGUUUACCUUAGUCAGGUUAUGAGGACUUGUCAGCAGCUAAGUGUCUCCGACAAGCAGUUGACUGACAUAUUAUUGAUGGAGAAGAAACAAGAAGCAUAAAAGGUACAGAUUGAGCAUCCUUCUUUCAAAAUAGAAUCCUGUCAAGAAAUGCAUUUAAAAUGUCAUGAUUCACAAGGAAAAGAGGUGAAAUAGAUCUUCAGACACUUCAUGUUACUAUCCCUUUUCCCUCCAGGACUGCAGGAGGUGCUGUGGGUUGGAGCCGUGGGCUGUGGAGGGUUUGCGUAUGAUUAGAAGCCUUGUCCAGUCUUCUCAAGAAAAACCCUAAGCCAGUUUCUGAGGUGCUUGGGUAAAAAAUGUCCCUGGAUGGAAUCAAGAUUUUAAAUUCAAAUAAAGCCUAAUAUCAUGUUGUGUCCACA
Molecule: messenger RNA, 665 nt
Organism: Mandrillus leucophaeus (drill)
Lineage: Eukaryota; Metazoa; Chordata; Mammalia; Primates; Cercopithecidae
Gene: ZSWIM7
Product: zinc finger, SWIM-type containing 7
Exons: 4
Coding region: 1-348 (115 amino acids)
Biological process (GO): double-strand break repair via homologous recombination
Cellular component (GO): Shu complex
Molecular function (GO): zinc ion binding
Source: RefSeq, a predicted model, not a curated record